AUGGGAUGGAGCAAGCGCGGAAAUGGUAGGAGUUACGAUAGUCUAAGUGACUAUGGAACAAUAAUUGGAUUUUUAACUGGGAAAAUAUUAGAUUUUUCAACCCGUAAUCGAAAGUAUAGGCUCUGUGACAAGGGCCACAGUAAACAGGAUCACGACUGUGUAAAAAAUUUCCAAGGAAGCGCUAAGGCGAUGGAACCGGACGUAGGUGGAGCUUCAGGAAACAAUAGCAUUUUUCUGAAAGAAGCCAGUCUAUCAGUUCGAGUACUAAUUGGAGAUGAAGAUAGUUCCACCAUUGCCGCGAAAAGUUUCAAAGAAUUAGGUAAAAAGGAAACUAUAUCUCACUCGAAAAAACUUUUUACAUACGCUGUUUCUCAGAAUCACGGGAAAAGUAGUCAGUUGACUUAUACGCUUCGUACCAUUCCUGACCACGUAUUUGGUCAUCAUGAAAAUUGUGGAAGCUGGUGCAAGAGCAACUCCGAGGACAAUUCUUUGAACCAUACAAUUCAACUUAAAGAUCUCCGGCUGCAUAGUAAAUUAACUGAUAUUUUCUCUCAAUACGCCAACAAUCCAGCGAAAUUUUCAGUCUUCGCGUCAAGUCAAGCAAACGAAAGUCUUAAUAAUAUGAUGGCACACAAGGCCGCUAAAAAUCGUUCCUAUGAUCUCAGUGAAUCAGCUGAUUACCGAUCAGCUAGUGCAGUGUGUACGAGAAACGAAGGAGAAAUCAACCUUUUGAGCGUCCAAGAAAAAUGUGUAUACUUGAAUCCUUCCGGACCUGUUGAUUCAGAAGCAAGUAAUGUCACUGGAUUCACUGGAUUGAGAAACAUUGCUGGACAAUUGUAUUGUCAUGGCGAACUAGUUUCUUGUAUUCAUGUUGUGGGCGCUUUGACAUCAUUUGCAGAGUUUCUAAACUUGUCAUCAAAACCAUGUCUUCUUGUGGCUCACAAUGCACCAUUUGACAGCUCUCGUUUGCUUCGUUAUAUUAAGGAGCAUAAUAUGAUCAACAUCUUUCUUAAUAUUGUUGAAUUUCUCAGACGCUCUAAACUUAUUUAA
Molecule: messenger RNA, 1050 nt
Organism: Belonocnema kinseyi
Lineage: Eukaryota; Metazoa; Arthropoda; Insecta; Hymenoptera; Cynipidae
Exons: 3
Coding region: 1-1050 (349 amino acids)
Molecular function (GO): nucleic acid binding
Source: RefSeq, a predicted model, not a curated record